Messenger RNA from Miscanthus lutarioriparius, 1725 nucleotides. The record is from the annotation of a GenBank genome assembly. Lineage: Eukaryota; Viridiplantae; Streptophyta; Magnoliopsida; Poales; Poaceae.
AUGCCCCCCCUCGCCCGCGCGCUCCGGAGCCUCGGCCAGGCGGCGGCCGCGCGGGAGGGCCCUCUCCUCGCGUGGCUCUCCUCGAGGUCGGCCGCCUUCUCCUCCGCGCCGCCGGAGUACGACAUGCCGUCGGUGACGUGGGGCGUUAUCCAGGGGCGCAAGGAGCGCCUCGUCUCGCGCGUGCUGGCGCUCGACUUCCUCCGCUCCGCGGGCGUCUCCGACCCCGCCGGCGAGCUCGAGGCGGUCGAGCUCCCCUCCUCCCUCGAGGUGCUCCAGGAGCGCCUCGACUUCCUCCUCCGCCUCGGCCUCUCCACCGACGACCUCUCCAACUACCCACUCCUCCUCGCCUGCUCCCUCCGGAAGAACGUCAUCCCCGUCCUCUCCUACCUCGAGAAGCUCGGAGUCACGCGCGCCCGCCUCGCCGCUUUCGUCCGCGCCUACCCGGCCUGCCUCCACGCCUCCGUCGCCGUCGACCUCGCUCCCAUGGUCAAGGCGCUCCGUGGCCUGGACGUCGAUCGCCAGGACCUCCCCCGCGUGCUCGAGCGGUACCCCGACGUCCUGGGGCUCAAGCCCGACGGCACAAUCAGCACCUCCGUCGCCUACCUCGUCGGCAUCGUCGGCGUGGCGCCACGAGACAUCGGUCCCAUGGUAACGCACUUCCCUUUCUUCCUUGGCAUGAGGGUUGGCACUACCAUCAAGCCGUUCUGCGACUACAUCACCUCCCUCGGGUUGCCCAUGCGGAUCCUGGCGAGGAUCCUAGAGAAGCGGCCGUACAUUCUCGGCUAUGAUCUUGAGGAAACGGUCAAACCAAACGUGGAGGCACUGCUCAGCUUUGGCAUUCAGAAGGAGGCCCUGCCAUUGGUGAUUGCACAGUAUCCACUUAUACUCGGGCUGCCACUGAAAGCGAAGCUAGCAGCACAACAGUACUUCUUCAACUUGAAGCUCCAGAUCGACCCCGAUGGGUUUGCCCGUGCAGUUGAGAAGUUGCCACAGCUUGUAAGCUUAAAUCAGAAUGUGAUAUUGAAGCCUGUGGAAUUCCUCCGUGGACGAGGGAUCUCCAAUGAGGAUGUUGCUCGGAUGGUGGUCCGCUGUCCUCAGAUUCUACUGCUGCGGAUCGAGCUCAUGAAGAACAGUUUGUACUUCUUUAAGAGUGAGAUGAAGAGACCAAUGAGUGAAUUGUUGGAAUACCCAGAAUAUUUUACUUACAGCUUGGAGUCAAGAAUCAAGCCUAGGUAUAUGAGAGUUACAAGUAAGGGGAUUAAGUGUAGUUUGGAUUGGUUCCUGAACUGCAGUGAUAUGAGGUUUGAGGACAGGAUGCAAGGGGAUUUUAUUGAAGGGGAUGCACCAGGACCUUCGUUUACUAUGGGUGGGAAGCUUCAGAUGCCAGGCAGCCAGCUAGUGUCAGAUGAUGAUAACGAGGAUACCGAUGAUGAGAUUUGGUGGAGGAUAAUCCCAAAGGUCUUUCAUAUCAUGUUUCCCGCAGUAUCAUAUAAGCAAGUGAUAAGACACCAGAACAUGAUUGAUGAGCGUUCUCUUGGCACCAGCUACAGUAGUCUGAGGGCUGCCCUAGCAGCAACUCAGAGGCAUUAUAACGACUCUGAUGGUACUCGGGCACAACCUUUGAUCAUAUGCCCCAGGGAUGAAAGUGGGAGGUCCAUUGACAAUGUGAUUGUUUCAUUGAUUAAUCAAUGCUACUCUAAGACAGGUCAGGGGGUGAUCAUAUAA